GCCAAAAGUUCGCAAAGAUGUUCCUUCGGUCACUCUCCCCGACUUCACCUCCCAUGGAAAGUGAAAUACCGCAGCUGCUGGAAGCAUUAGGACCAACGCUUUUCAAUAGCUGACUUGGUUAAUAUAAUAUCAGGUAACCGAAGGAACGUCGCUACCGGUUUGUGUCACGUGACGCGAUGCCGUCUUCCGCGUCGCCUCCGCUACGUCACGGGGAGGCCGUGUUUGUGGUAGCGGCUGAGCUGAGGUGGAAAUACAUCUCCUAAGGACACCAUCACCGUCUUUCUACGUGCAUGCAUUGUUGAACUCUCCUGAAAAAAUGAAUCCCGACAUCGUGAAAGAGCGCAAAGCCGCCACCUUUGAUGUGGAGAAACUUACCCACAUACUGGACGGCGGCCCGGAGAAGACCAAGAGAAGACGGGAAAUAGAAUCCUUAGUACUCAGCGAUCCAGACUUCAAAGGAGAAGAUCCAAACUUCCUCUCCCGCAGUGAACGCUAUGACCAGGCUGUUCGGAGGAGCGCUCAGAUGAUCCUGAAGAUGAGAGAGUAUGGCAUAGCUGAUCCUGAUGAGAUCUACUACUAUAAGAGAAUGGUUCUAGGCAACAAUCCGGAGCCUGCAGGUCUCCACUACUCAAUGUUCCUCCCCACCCUCUACCGUCAAUGUGCCCCUGAGCAGGCCAAGAAAUGGAUUCCAUUGGCCGAGUCUGUCCAGAUUUUGGGCACCUAUGCCCAAACUGAACUGGGUCACGGUACUCACCUCCGGGGGCUAGAGACGACUGCCACUUACGAUCCAUCCACACAGCAGUUCGUCCUCAACAGUCCCACUGUCAGCUCCAUCAAGUGGUGGCCCGGAGGACUUGGUAAAACAUCCAACCACGCCAUUGUCCUUGCUCAGCUAUACACUUUGGGCAACUGCCAUGGCCUCCACGCUUUCAUUGUCCCCCUCCGUGACCUGGACACACACCAACCUCUCCCAGGUGUUGUUAUUGGAGAUAUUGGACCAAAGUUUGGUUUCAGCGAAGUCGACAACGGUUAUUUAAAACUGGAUAACGUGCGGAUUCCAAGGGAGAAUAUGCUGAUGAAGUAUUCCAAGGUGGAGCCUGACGGCAGCUAUGUGAAACCGCCCAGUGACAAACUCACCUACGGAACCAUGGUUUUUAUCCGCUCCAUGAUCGUUGGCGAGUCAGCCCGGGCCCUCUCUAAGGCUUGCACCAUAGCCAUCCGCUACAGUACUGUUCGGCAUCAGUCAGAGAUCCGCCCUGGUGAACCAGAGCCCCAGAUCCUGGACUAUCAGACGCAGCAGCACAAGCUCUUCCCGCUGCUGGCUACAGCUUAUGCCUUCACCUUUGUCGGCCAGUACAUGAGGCAGAUGUACAACCGCAUCAUUGGAGACAUCCAGCAGGGUGACUUCAGUGAGAUGCCCGAGCUGCACGCUCUGUCAGCGGGCCUGAAGGCCUUCACCACUUGGACGUCCAACUCCGGGAUCGAGGUUUGUCGGAUGUCCUGCGGUGGUCACGGAUAUUCUCAAAGCAGUGGUUUCCCCGACAUCUAUGUCAAUUUCACUCCAACUUGCACUUACGAGGGAGAAAACACAGUCAUGAUGCUGCAGACUGCAAGGUACCUGGUGAAGAGCUACCGUCAGGUCAAAGCGGGUCAGCAGCUCAGAGGAAUCGUGUCCUACCUGAAUGAAGCUGAACACCGGAGAGUCCAGCCGCAGUCUGUCGCUGCCCGACCCACCGUGGUGGACAUCAACGACCUGUCCAGUCUGGUAGAGGUGUACAAGCUGCGAGCCGCCAUUUUAGUAGAAAUGGCAGCGAAGAGCAUUCAACAAGAACUGCAGCGCAGGAAGAGUCAAGAAGAUGCCUGGAACAACAGCUCCAUCGACCUGGUCAGAGCCUCAGAUGCUCAUUGCCACUAUGUUGUGGUGAAGCUCUUCGCAGAGAAGCUGACUGAAGUUGGAGUGACAGCCAUACACUCAGUGCUGUCCACCUUGGCUCUGCUCUAUGCUCUGCACGGCAUCUCCAACAACUCUGGUGACUUCCUGCAGGCAGGCCUCCUCACUGUUCCACAACUGCACCUGAUUUCGGUUCGCAUAAAGGAGCUGCUGUCUCAGCUGAGACCUAACGCUGUCGCUCUGACCGACGCCUUCGACUACCAUGAUCGGAAACUCAACUCAGUCCUUGGAAGAUAUGAUGGGAAUGUCUACGAGAACAUGUUCGAAUGGGCUCGCAAGUCUCCCCUCAACGCCACAGAGGUCCACGAGUCUUUCCACAAGUAUCUGAAGCCACUGAGGUCCAAACUGUGAGCUGAUCCACCGCCGUUCCCAAAUCCCUGCCCACGACAGAACUGGACUUCUUAUUACUGACACUACUUUAGGACCAGAGAGAACUAGUUUGUCAAAUGUAUUACUGAGGUCACUGUUUUUGGAAUCAAGACUAUUGAGCAAAGUAAAAAGUCGCCUCCGAGGGCUUGACAAGAUAACAGUAACACUCAUUUUGUGCGAUUUAAAAAGGUAAAAUAACAGUUUGUAAACACAUUGGCCGUGUUAGUUUUGAACUGCAACAGCAGCCCAGUAGCUGGUGUGACGUCUCCACAGAAAUACUUCAAUCAUCUAAUGGAACUUAGCCCAUCAAAACAUUUUUUGUUCGUCUGCAGUUGUACGAAAAGUUGUCUGACACUCGAGCUGACAGUUGCGCAAGUGGCUCAGACAUGGGGGUGGAGGGUUGUGAAAGUGCAGUUGUAAUUGUGGUAGACAUGUUUGAAGGUCAUAAAUGAAUUUGUCAGUCUCCACACACUGCACUCACCCUGGGCUGUUUGCUCCUUUCUGACUUCUCAUUUUACUUUAAAAAAAAAACAGAAUUGCCUUUCAAGUUUGUGAAUGCUGUUGAAAAGCCUCUCUGCCUAUAUAUAUGUUAGGUUGGACUGAAAUUUGCGACAGGUUAGCAAAACCAAAUUUGUUAUUAAUCCUUAUGUUGUUUUUUUUUUGUUUUAUCAUUUUUUCUACUAGUACAAAUGUUUUUGUACUAGUAAGAAGUUGGAAGUGAGGAGUGGUUUUACCCAACAGAAACAGAAACUCUGUUCCGUUUGAGCUGGGAGUUUUGUGAUUGCAAGUGACAAGAACAACUCCACUUCGCCUUUUUUGUAUAUAACAACACAACAACACAAAACCACCGACUUGCUUUUACUUGGUGUGUUUUCAUAAUUUUUUUGGUGUCGACAGGUUGUCAGUGAUGGUGCCAUCAUGCUGCAAGUGGGUGAUGCAUUUGUCCUCCAUACACUCACUGAAGAUGUUUUUAGCUUAGCAGCAGAAACGCUUGCAACUGUUGCUCCUUUAUCAGCAGCCCACACUGCAUUAUCUUCGGUCGACAAGUUAGAAUCACAUGUGCUACUUUAAUUCACAGUGGCCUCUAAAUUUCUCCUGCUUUACUGUCAUGAGUUUUGCUCUUUUUCUCUGCUCGGUAUGACUGAAAACCCUCAAAUCUCUUGUUAAAAUAAAUUCUUUUUACUAGACGGGACAACUUAUCGAUCAUUUUUGACAUGCUGAUCUCCUUUUGCACUUAAACCAUGACAAUAUUUGUGAUAAAUAAAAACAUAUUUUAGCUACAACUGACGAGAAUGUAAUCUAUAUUUCUAAAGUCCUAAUAAGGGUGGGAUGUGUGUCUGUAGUUGAAUGUGCGCCUGAGGAAGAAGAUGUCCUUCGGUUUGUCCACGCAUUUUGAUAAUUCCGUCUUCAAUGGUCAGUACUUUGUAAUAACACGCUCUUAACUGUUCAGUGACCUAAUUUGUAUGACUGUUGAUUUGUUGUUAUUCUGUAUGUAAAGUGAGAUGAAAAUGUUUUUUUUUUUCAUUAUCUAACCUUUAAUUAAAUAUCUAAGCAUUA
Synchiropus splendidus (mandarinfish) is the source of this 3877-nucleotide messenger RNA. RefSeq names its product peroxisomal acyl-coenzyme A oxidase 1-like. Gene Ontology annotation, cellular component: peroxisome. Gene Ontology annotation, biological process: lipid homeostasis; fatty acid beta-oxidation using acyl-CoA oxidase; very long-chain fatty acid metabolic process. The transcript has 14 exons. The coding region runs from base 317 to 2302 and encodes 661 amino acids. NCBI's taxonomy places the organism in Eukaryota, Metazoa, Chordata, Actinopteri, Syngnathiformes, Callionymidae. The record is from RefSeq and is a predicted model, not a curated record. Gene Ontology annotation, molecular function: fatty acid binding; FAD binding.